AUGGGACGGGAGGGUGAUGCUGGUGCUUACUUGAGGGAAAUGGAUACACCGUCUUUAAUCUCUGCGGCCGCGGCUUUCACAAUAUCUGGGGUUAGAAAGUUUAGGGUGCCUAUUUUGUCUUUUUGUCCGUUGUGGUCGAAUAUGCCCCAUGUGCAGCCUUGGGGCAUGCCUUGGACGGGGGGGAGGUCGUCGAAGUCGGGGACGGAGAGGGGAUCCACGGGCAUUUUGGCUGAUAUUUCUGAUUUGAUGUUGAAUGUGUAUUGCUUUUGUGGUGGAAGUUUGUGA
This is a messenger RNA of Pochonia chlamydosporia 170, 285 nucleotides long. RefSeq lists its product as hypothetical. Bases 1 to 285 code for a protein of 94 amino acids. The transcript has a single exon. The record is from RefSeq and is a predicted model, not a curated record. Lineage: Eukaryota; Fungi; Ascomycota; Sordariomycetes; Hypocreales; Clavicipitaceae.